Messenger RNA from Raphanus sativus (radish), 1805 nucleotides. RefSeq names its product FBD-associated F-box protein At3g49020-like. The transcript is spliced from 4 exons. Bases 191 to 1507 code for a protein of 438 amino acids. Lineage: Eukaryota; Viridiplantae; Streptophyta; Magnoliopsida; Brassicales; Brassicaceae. Gene Ontology annotation, molecular function: protein binding. The record is from RefSeq and is a predicted model, not a curated record.
UCGUCUUCGUUCUCUCCGUAUGCUUUCUACUUUUCCACUGUUGUUUCUCCGUCUGUUUGAUUUUUUUUUUCUUGCGGCUCGCUCAUCCUUUUCGCUACUAAAAAUUUAGCAAGUUCACGUGUAGGCUGUGUCAUGUCUUUGUCUUUGCGGUCUUAAUCUGAAGGAAUUAUCGUUGUUUCUGUUCACGGAAAUGGAACAAAAACGCAAAAUUGGUGGUGAGAGUUUGAGAAAUGAAGAUGCUAUGAAGAAGGACAUGAUCAGUGAGUUGCCUGAAGCUUUACUCCUGCAUAUACUGUCUUCAGUUCCAACAAAAGCUGUCAUAGCCACUAGCGUUUUGUCUAAACGGUGGAGAUCUCUUUGGAAGAUGUUGCCAAAGCUCGAACUUUACUUUGAACAUGACUCUUCAGAGGAUGUUUACAGGUUGCUGAUUUUGCAUAAAGCUCCAAUCCUGGAAAGUUUGCAUUUGUCCAUUGAAGAUAAAAGUGCUCGUUUGGAUAUUAGAAUAUUGAUUGGAAUCGCAUUUUCACGCCACGUGCGUGAAUUGGUGUUGUCUUUCUGCCAUGAGGAUCAACAUACAGUAAGGUUUCCGAGUGUAUUGUGCAGCUAUAACGAUACACUCGAGGUAUUAAAGCUCACGCAGCACAUUCUUUUAGACUUUCCUUCUCGGGUUUGUUUCAAAUCCCUUAGAGAGCUGCAUCUUUACUACGUGGAAUUCGAUGAUGAAGCAUCUGUUUGCAACCUUUUAUCUGGCUGCCCUAGGCUUCAAGAUUUGGUUGUGGAACGACAUAGCAAUUUCGAUGUGGAGACUUACACUAUUACGGUGCCAUCACUACAGAGGCUAACCAUAGAAGAGGAUAGUAGCCAAGAUAUGGAUGGUGGAGGCUAUGUGAUAAAUGCACCAUCUUUGAAAUACUUGAACAUCGAAGGUCUCUAUCGUAUUGACUUCUGUCUAAUUGAGAAUGCGCCAGAGCUUGUGGAAGCAAAGAUCGGAGAUGUUUCUGAUAUAGCCAAUGAAAACAUUCUUGCGUCUCUAAUUUUAGCCAAGCGUCUUUCCUUUUACUUCCCGUUAGAGAUUAAGUAUCCUACUGGUAUCAUCUUCUACCAGCUGGUAUCUUUGGAGCUAGUAAUAAAUGAAAUAAUUUGGUUGAAUCUAUUGUCCUUUAUGCUCGAUAGCUCUCCUAAAUUGCAAAUCCUCAAGCUCAUAGGCCGAUAUCGUGAAGAAUGUCCGGUGGGGUGGGAAUGGAAUCAGCCGAAACGCGUACCAGAAUGUCUGUUGCUCCAUCUGGAGACAUUGGUGUGGACAAGAUACGGAUGGCAACGAGAAGAUGAGAAACAAGUGGCCACAUACAUCCUCAAGAACGCUAGACAGUUGAAGAAAGCAACUUUCGACCCGAAAUACGUCGAACCGGAAGAGCUGGAAAAGAGACGUGAGAUGCUCGACGUGUUGGCUAGUGUGGCCAGAGCCUCUACUUCAAGUCACCUUGUGUUCGAACCAGUUGAUCUCUAGAAUGCUGUUCACUGCUGUUUUGGCAAAUGGGAAAUUCUCAACUUCUUGAAUCUUUCAAGAAGUCUAGUGGAUUCUUAAGUGGUCAGAGUGUGGUGCAUUUUGGUUAUUAAACGUUAUUUGGUAAUCUCGGAAUGAGGCUGAGGCUUUUAAAACAAUUUUAUUUUUCUUAUUUAUUAAUGUUCUCAAGUUAUUAAGAACCAUUUUCCCUCGGAUAUUUAAACAUGUUUAGCAUUAAAAUAACCUACAUGGUAAUUUACUCCAAACCAUAUUAAAAGAGGGAUGCUUUGAAGUUUGAACA